Molecule: messenger RNA, 681 nt
Organism: Mytilinidion resinicola
Lineage: Eukaryota; Fungi; Ascomycota; Dothideomycetes; Mytilinidiales; Mytilinidiaceae
Product: HET-domain-containing protein
Exons: 1
Source: RefSeq, a predicted model, not a curated record
AUGAGUCCUCGUCAAAGUCAGAUUUCUGUUCCCCUGAUUAGGGCCUGGCUAAACGACUGCGAGUCCAACCAUCACAACACCUGCUCUCGGAGUGUCCUGGAGGAACGCCAGGGUCUCCCUGUAAAUCUACUCCUGAUAGACGUGGAAUUCCAAGCCAUCGUGGAGGCAAAGUCUUCAAUGAGGUACGUCGCUUUAAGCUACGUAUGGGGUCAGAUUGAUUGCUUCCAAACGACAAAAUCUACACUAGAGUCUUUACAAAGCCGGCACGGGUUACUACGACAAUCUUCACGUUUACCAGCCGUGAUAAAGGACGCUUUGGCGUUUGUUGCCGCAAUGGGCGAAAGAUACCUUUGGGUUGAUACGCUGUGUAUUGUGCAGGAUGAUGCUGAUCUUAAGCAUCGGGACAUUCAUCAAAUGGAUGUCAUAUACAGCCACGCUAUCUUGACUAUAGUUGUUCUAUCCGGGAAAGAUGCCAACACAAACAUACCUGGCAUCCGUCCGGGAUCUCGCACCGAAUGGAAGUCAAAGGCUUUCGGCAAUCACCAAUGCAUACCAUCACCCUUAAGCCUACAGCGCGCGCUGGAGGUAGCACCUUUGGAGCAGCGUGCGUGGACUAUGCAGGAACGAAUGCUUUCUCCGCGUUGCGUAUAUUUCACGAAUCAACAGGUCUACUUCCAGUGC